AUGGUGUGGGGUUUUGGUGAUGAUGUGUAUGUUGGGUCUAUUUUGAUUGAUUUUUAUGGUAAAUGUAAGGAGGUAUUAAGUGCACGUAAGAUAUUUGAUGAAAUGUCUGACAGAAAUGCGGUUUCUUGGACACCAAUGAUUGUUGGAUAUGCAAAUGUUAGGGAUUUGGAAAACGCUAAUAGAGUGUUUGAUAGAAUUCAGGAGAGGAGAUUACCGUCGAGGAAUGCAAUGAUUGCUAUGAUUGAUGGGUAUGCAAAAGCUGGGGAUAUGGUGUCUGUAAGGGCAUUGUUUGACGAAGCUCUAGAGAAGGAUAAUGUUGUAUGGACAGAAUUGAUUUCUGGGUAUUCUCAGAAUGUGGAGCCUAAUGAGGCUGUGAAGAUAUUUCUUGAAUUGGUGUCAAUGAAUAUUCUCACUCCCUCAAAUUAUGCUCCACUUAUAGUUUUCUACGUCAAGAGGGAAGCCAAUGCUGAUGCCACCCAAUUCAUAGCUUACCUCAAAAAAUCUAUGUCAGAGAUCCUGAGUGUGCUCUACACGUUUUCUGGUAGGGUAAAAGAUAACAUGUUUGUUGACCAUUUUGACGAAGGUGCUCCGCUUAUGGAAGCUCAAGUUAACUGUAGCUUGUCAGAAUUUCUUGAUGAUCCAGAAAUUGAAUCCUUGAACAAAUUCCUUCCACGUCAACCUUUCACCAAGCAAUUACGCGACGACUUGCCUCUAAUAGUUUUCCAAGUGAGCCUAUUCUCGUGUGGGGGAAUAGCACUUGGAUGCUGCAUGUCACACAAGUUUGGUGAUGGAGCAACUGCUGCCAUUUUCUUCAGUGUAGGGGCUGCCAUUAGCUGUGGCUCUCCUAGAGAUGAAAUAGCGCUUCCAAAUCUUAACAACGCAGCGUUAAUGUUCCCACCAAGAAAUCAGUUGCCCCAAAACAACGUAUCUCUACUUGAAAGCAUAUGGUUUGAGGAAGGUAACUAUGUUACAAGGAGAUUUGUGUUUGAUCACAAGGCGAUAGGGAACCCCAAGGAACAAGGCCAGAGGGGAAAGCACGUGUCAAGCUCUCCGAGACCAUGCUUUUUUAGACAAGCGGUGAACCUGCGGCCGCGGAUAAAAUCAGGCUUAUUGGAUGGAGCAAUUGGAAACCUAUUUUGGUGUGCAGAGUAG
Molecule: messenger RNA, 1152 nt
Organism: Dovyalis caffra
Lineage: Eukaryota; Viridiplantae; Streptophyta; Magnoliopsida; Malpighiales; Salicaceae
Source: the annotation of a GenBank genome assembly